AUAAAAAUCAUCAGUCGAAAAUUACGGACAGCUCAAUUUCUUCAUACAGAAAGCAAUUGAAACAACCGGCAUUUCCGGUUCUCGGUUACUGAACAUUAAAGUGAGUCUUUUUUGAAGUGCAGUUUUUUGAGUAGAGAGUUUGAAAGAGGCUGAGAGAGUUGUGGAUUUUGGGCUGCUGCCUCCAACGGAAAUCUUCUUCCUCAUCGCCUCUUCUCCUCUCUCACCGUCUCCCUCCAAUCCCAGGAAUUACUAUGUCCCCUCGACUUUCGGUGGAUUGAUGUUUGAAGGAGAAGGAAUCUUGCAUUGACCUGAGCGGGAUUGGUGGAUGUGUUUAUUCAAAUUGGGGAAGAAAGAAUUUGAUGGUUGUUUAGAAGUUGUAGAAAAGCAUGAUUGGAGGAGUUUCGGUUGGUGAUCUUUGCUGGAAUAGUUGUGUUUUGACGCGGAAUUAACAGAGAUGGGUAGUAGGGAGAUGACUCUGACUCAUCCUUUUAAAUGUUAUAAAUCUUCGGAUAUGAGCAAAACGAUCUUGAAUUUGAGCCAGAUCGGUAAUUUUAGGGAGCGGUAUGUGCUUGGAGAUCAGUUAGGAUGGGGAAGAUUUGGAAUUAUAAGAGAAUGUUCUGAUAAGUUGACAGGCGAAGUUUUGGCUUGCAAGUCUAUUGCUAAGGAGAGAUUGGUUACGGAGGAUGAUGUUUGGAGUGUGAAGCUUGAGAUUGAUAUCUUGACUAAGUUAUCGGGGCAUGAAAAUGUUGUGGAUCUCAAGGCUGUCUAUGAGGAGGAGGAUUACGUGCAUCUUCUGAUGGAGCUAUGUGCUGGUGGGGAGCUUUUCCAUCGGAUCGAGCAGCAGGGGAGAUUGUCAGAGCACGAAGCACAUGUUAUCUUCAAGCAGCUGAUGGAAGUACUCAUGUAUUGUCACGAUAAAUGCAUUGUACAUAGAGAUUUGAAACCCGAGAAUAUCCUCUUAGUCUCGAGGUCUUCCUCAACUAUCAAAUUGGCUGACUUUGGCCUUGCAACACAUAUCGAACCCGGAAACGCACUGCAUGGGACCGUUGGAAGUCCAUUUUACAUAGCUCCGGAGGUUUUGGCCGGAGAUUAUAAUCAAGCAGCUGAUGUGUGGAGUGCUGGUGUUAUUCUAUACAUUCUGCUCAGUGGGAUCCCUCCCUUUUGGGGGAAAACCAAAUCAACCAUCUUCGAUGCUGUGCGGGCUGCAAACUUGUGUUUCUAUUCGGAUAUUUGGGAUCACAUUUCGAUGUCAGCUAAGGACUUGAUUUCAGGAAUGCUGUGUCUUGAUCCUUCGAAGAGAUUAACUGCAGCUCAAGUUCUGGAGCACUCGUGGACAAAGGACGCUCCUCGGGGUGCUGAUGAACUAUACAGACAAGAUAUUCAGUGUUCUGAACAACUAGAAGUGGGCAGCUCUUCUUUCUCGAACCUUAAUAUUGCAAGGGAUCAGGAUCUUAGUUUCCGCAGCGGAUCACCACUAAUUGUGAACAGUGAACACGAAGAUUCUCCUGUUUUCUCAUGCCAAUCAUCAUUCUAUUCGAGCCCAAUGAACCAGCGCACACCUUCCUCCAAACCAGGAGGUGUUCGUUCUGGUAGCUGCUGUAAAUCACACGAACCAGAGUUCUCGUCUCCAAUUGCUUCAAUGCCCAGUUUUACCUUUUUCACUCCUAUGCCUGCAUUUGAACCAAGCGAAGAAUCACUGAGUUUCAAGACUAAAGUUCUUUCAAUUGAUAGAGAACCAAAUAUUAGAAAGCUUAUCCUAGUGGCGGAUGAAGCGGAGCAGAAGUCAGAAGUUCGUAGGGGAGGAUGGGCGGGGAUUUCAAAAUGCACAAACUUGCAGAGCAAGAGGAACAACACAAUCGGAGUUGGUGAGCUCGACCAUCUGGAUCUCAUCUCCACAGCUGCUUCAGUUAGCCGUUGGGCGUCGUGCACGGAGAUUCCGAGUGCAACGUCGCUGCGAUCUUCACUUGUUUGCUAGCGAAGAGAAAACUAGGAAUGUAUUCUUGUUAAAUUAAACUCAAUUAUUCUGAGGUGAUUAGAGGAAUCAUGUAUGACUCUGUGGACUGCAGCUGAUAGGAGUGGACAGAGUGUAUAUAUGCUAUAGAGACAUUAACAUUAGUCAAUGUUUGUUUCUCUUCAAAA
Messenger RNA from Salvia miltiorrhiza (redroot sage), 2139 nucleotides. RefSeq names its product calcium-dependent protein kinase 26. The transcript is spliced from 5 exons. The coding region runs from base 455 to 1975 and encodes 506 amino acids. Gene Ontology annotation, molecular function: calcium/calmodulin-dependent protein kinase activity; calmodulin binding; calcium-dependent protein serine/threonine kinase activity. Gene Ontology annotation, cellular component: cytoplasm; nucleus. Gene Ontology annotation, biological process: peptidyl-serine phosphorylation; intracellular signal transduction; protein autophosphorylation. Lineage: Eukaryota; Viridiplantae; Streptophyta; Magnoliopsida; Lamiales; Lamiaceae. The record is from RefSeq and is a predicted model, not a curated record.